Molecule: messenger RNA, 3346 nt
Organism: Linum trigynum
Lineage: Eukaryota; Viridiplantae; Streptophyta; Magnoliopsida; Malpighiales; Linaceae
Source: the annotation of a GenBank genome assembly
UGAAACAGAAAUAUAUUUUCCCAAGUUUACUAAAAUCUACAUUUGAAAUUUGAAAUUGCUUUCCCGUUGCAGCGCUCCGCUCACUUACUUACGCUCCCAUAUAAAUCCAUUCGUCUGCUCUUUCAAUCACACAAUUCCGAGUUCACUCUCCCCCUCUAUCUAAGCAGAAUUUUGCAACAGGCUCCUACCACAACAAUGGCGGACGUCGCACUUCCCACCUCCCCUAUCCCAGCGAAGAAGAAGAACAGCAGGAAAGUCUUGAAGCAGAAGAAGGCUUCGACGAGCGAGGCGAACGUCCUGGCACAGGCGCUCACCGAGUCCUCUCCUGCUGAGAUCCUGCCUCCGCCUUCCGAGACCGAUCCGAUGAAGGAGAACAGCGAGAUCCUCUCCUCGGCCAAGAAGGUAAAGGGAAAGGCGGCCAGAGGCGGGAAGCAGCAAGCCGCGGCCAAGCAGCAGGAGUCCUUCGACAAGGAGCUGGAGCAGAUGCAGGAAAUGCUUCAGCAACUGAAGCUUGAGAAGGAGAAGACGGAGGAGAUGUUGAAGGAGAAAGAUGAUAUGCUGAAGGCCAGAGAAGAAGAGCUCGAGAACAAGGGGAAAGAGCAGGAGAAGUUGCAUGCGGAGCUCAAGAAAUUGCAGAAGCUGAAGGAGUUCAAGCCCAAUCUCAACUUCCAGAUCUUGAAAGACAAUGAGCAAGACGACAAGGACAAGAAGAAGAAAAAGAAGGGCGGAGCUGAAAAGAAAAGGCCGUCUCAACCUUACAUCCUCUGGUACAAAGAUCAAUGGGCUGAGAUGAAGAAGGAGAAUCCAAAUGCUGAUUUUAAAGAAGUCUCUGUCAUUCUGGGAGCUAAGUGGAAGACCGUGAGUGCAGAAGAGAAGAAGCCGUACGAGGAGAAGUAUCAGGCUGAGAAGGAAGCCUAUCUGCAGGUGAUGGCAAAGGAGAAGCGUGAGACUGAAGCCAUGAAGCUCCUGGAAGAGGAUCAGAAGCAGAAGACAGCCAUGGAAUUGCUUGAACAGUACCUUCAGUUCAAGCAUGAAGUUGAGGAUCAAGGGAACAAGAAAACCAAGAAAGAGAAAGACCCAUUGAAGCCAAAGCAACCAAUGUCAGCUUUCUUCAUCUACAGUAACGAGAGAAGGGCUGCACUUGUUGCCGAGAACAAGAAUGUUCUUGAGGUUGCAAAGAUUACUGGCGAAGAAUGGAAAAACAUGACCGAGAAGAAGAAAGCUCCUUAUGAAAAGAUGGCAAAGAAGAACAAGGAGCAUUACUUGAUUGAGAUGGAAGCUUACAAGCUGAAAAAGGAGGAGGAAGCCUCACAUGUCAAGAAGGAAGAGGAAGAACUGUUGAAACUUCACAAGCAGGAAGCCAUGCAACUGCUGAAGAAGAAGGAGAAGACAGAGAACAUAAUCAAGAAAACCAAAGAGAUAAAACAGCAGAAGAAGAAGGACCAGACUGUAGACCCUAACAAGCCAAAGAAGCCUGCAUCCUCUUUCUUAUUGUUCAGCAAGGAAACAAGGAAAAGCUUGAUGCAGGAGCGCCCUGGAACCAACAACUCCACCAUCACUGCACUUAUCUCUGUCAAAUGGAAGGAACUGAGCGAGGAGGAGAGGCAAGUCUGGAAUGCGAAAGCCGCAGAAGCCAUGGAUGCUUACAAGAAGGAAAUGGAAGAGUACAACAAGUCCUGUGCUGCUGCCGUCGGGACCUCAGCCUAGAAUCACUCAGCAGAAGUGGUAAUAGUGGUAGUUGACCAUAACAAGACAAUGAUGUUCAAAGUGUCGGGUUGAACAUCUAUCAAUUGGGGUAGUGGGAUUUUAGGACUCCUAACGCUGUAACUGGGAGGAUUUUAAUUCUAGGGAUCUGACCUUAUGAUUCUGCUAUCGUGUGAUGGUGAUUGUUUGAUGAUGCAAAUUAGAGAACCAAAUGACCUAGUAUUCAAUUCAAGACUUGGACUACAAUUAUUUCUUGUUCAUUCUUCCCUAAAACUUCAGUAUUUCUUGUUCACAAUCCCAAAUAAUGUACUAUACUUUAAAGAAGGCUAAAUUACACGUUUGGUCACUCAAAUUACAUAAAUAUUUCACGUUUGCCACUCAAAUUACUUUUCUUUUUUAUUGGCCACUAACUUUACAAAUUGUUUCACCGUUAGUCACUAGCCGUCCAUCGCCGUUAUACUCCGUUAACGCCGUUAAAUUUUUGAUGACGUGGCAAACGGAACUGCUGACUGAGCUGACAGAAGGUUGAGAUGGAAUUUAUUAUUAUUAUUAUUAUUAUUAUUAUUAUUAUAUUUUUUUCAAAAAUAAAACCCAAUACAUUCCUUCAACUGACCAAUGUCGGCCCUCCUUCCCCUCUCUGCUUCUCAUCUGCAUCUCAUCCUCCUUUCCCCUCUUUUGCUUCUUCUCGGCCUUCUCUAUAUCUCCCUCUUCUAUCAAACCCAGACAAAUUAGAACCCCAAAUCAUACUCUCCUCCUCCCUGGAUCUCAAUCUGCCGCUGCUUUGCUCUCGUCGCCGGCAGGAGAACGAAGGUGGUAAGUGGUUUAUUCCUUCUCAAUGCUUGUUGAUUUUUACUGUUUUUGUUUGAUUCCGAGUUUAAGGAGUUUCGAUUUUGAUAUGUAGGGGUGGUUAUGUUUUGGAGGGUUUCCCUAGAUCUGGAAGAAGAAACGGGGACAACGACAACGGCGGAUCGAUGACGAUGGUGUGGAUUCCCGGCGGAGGCUGUAGCGGCGCCUUUGAGAGGAGGCUGUAGCAACUGGUCUUGGCGAGCAGUGGCGACUCCGACUCUGACAGGAAAACUUGGUGGUGCGGCGGAUUAGGAUGCUGAAGGCGAUGGAGUUUACGGCAACAUGGGCCACCGGGAUGAGGAACGAGCAACGAGCAGCGACAGGAGAAGACGACGGUGGCGCCGCAAAAACUUGAAUCAACGAUUGUGGUAACAGUGACCUCGCCGACGGGACAGGGAGACCGAUGGCGCCGAUGGCGGAAACGACCUCGGAGGCUGAUUGAUGACAAAGACGGUGGAAAGAAGACAGGGACGUCGACGAUGUCGUGGUCUCUGAUUGUGAGGUAUCGAUUGCCCUGUUUGCCAAAACCAGGGGUAUCGCAGCGGUCACCCUUCACGUUGGACUUUUGGUCUUGCGAAGAGGAAGGAGAAAAGAAAGGAUACAGUGAAAAGAGAAUGAGGUAUAAUAUUUUUUUUUAAAUUGACCCGUCAUUAAAUAAUGUCCAGCUAAUAGUUCUGUUUGCCACGUCAUAAAAAAUCUGACGGUGUUAACGGAGUUUGAUGGAGACUGACGGCCGGUGACUAACGGUGAAACGAUUUGUAAAGUUAGUGGUCAAUAAGAAAGAAAAGUAAUUCGG